This is a messenger RNA of Eucalyptus grandis, 2394 nucleotides long. RefSeq names its product receptor kinase-like protein Xa21. Gene Ontology annotation, cellular component: plasma membrane. Lineage: Eukaryota; Viridiplantae; Streptophyta; Magnoliopsida; Myrtales; Myrtaceae. The transcript is spliced from 5 exons. Gene Ontology annotation, biological process: protein phosphorylation. Gene Ontology annotation, molecular function: ATP binding; protein binding; protein kinase activity. Bases 1 to 2394 code for a protein of 797 amino acids. The record is from RefSeq and is a predicted model, not a curated record.
AUGGAAGUUGACCCGACGAACACCAUCAAAGGAAACAAUUGGACCGUGGAAGCAAAUUUCUGUGAAUGGAUUGGUGUCGUUUGCAGCAACCGCAGGCAGAGAGUCAUAGCUUUAGACCUCUCGCACAUGGGUCUCCAGGGAAGACUCUCUCCCUACCUUGGCAAUCUUUCUCUCCUAACUUCCCUUGAUCUCCGCAACAACAGUUUUUAUGGCAUGAUUUUGAUAGAAAUUGGUCAUUUAAGCCGCUUGAAAGAACUUAUACUCGAAUUGAACCAAUUCGAAGGAAACAUUCCUCAUAUCUUAACCCAGUGCCAGAACCUUGAAGUGAUGUCACUCGCGACCAACAGGCUAACGGGUGGCAUACCAAGAGAAUUUGGGGCCUUCCGUAAGUUGCAACAACUGAAUCUUAGCUCAAACGACUUACAAGGUCAAAUUCCAAGCUUCCGGGGAAGCAUUUCUCAAGAUAUAGACAGCUUGCAAAAGCUGCAAAAGCUCUAUAUCUCUGCUAACAACUUGACUGGCAUGAUUCCUCGAACCAUCGGGAACAUGUCAAGCUUGCACAAGCUGGACAUAGGAUCUAACCAAAUUGAAGGGGAGAUUCCGAGUGAGAUUGGCAAUUUGGUCAAUCUAGAACGAAUGAGCCUUGGGGUGAAUUUGCUAACCCGCGAAGUGCCUCGAGAGAUAAGAGGUUGUAUUCCCAAGGAAAUGGGUUUCUUGAAGAGAUUGACUUUCCUAGAGUUGAGCGAUAAUGCUCUAGAUGGCAACAUCCCAUCAUCGAUCGGAGGACUUGAAAGGUUGCAAAGGCUGUAUCUUGAUAACAACCAUCUCGAAGGACUGAUCCCCAAUGAGAUAUGCAACUUGACAGGUUUAGGAGAGUUGCUACUCCAGCAAAAUAGGAUAUCGGGAUCAAUACCGAAAUGCAUUGAAAACCUUAGCAGCCUUCAAAUGUUUCUCAUAAGCUUGAAUAACAUGAUAUCGGUUAUACCCUUGAGUCUGUGGGGCCUUCAAGAACUUAUCUUCCUCAAUCUAUCACACAAUUCUUUCAAUGGAAGACUACCACUUGAAAUAGGGAAGAUGAGAGCUAUAGAGAGCAUCGAUCUUUCUUGGAACCGACUUACUGGUGCCAUACCAAGUUCCAUCCAGGAGUUUGAGAGCCUUGCUUUGCUCAACUUGUCAAGGAACUCGUUUCAAGGAUCGAUACCGCAAUCGAUUGGUCAUCUCAAAGGGUUGGAAUUCCUCGAUCUCUCCUACAAUGAGUUAUCGGGCAUGAUACCUGAGUCCUUGGAAGCACUUGCAUUUCUACAAAUUUUGAACUUGUCCUUUAAUAAGCUAUCAGGAGAGAUUCCUAAUGGCGGGCACUUUGGAAAUUUCUCGGCUCUCUCUUUCAUUGAAAAUGAAGCACUUUGUGGAAAUGCGAUUUUUCAAGUCCCAUGUUGCAAAGUAAAUGGAAUGAAAUCAAGAGACAAGCGGCUCCAUAUACUAUACAUUACUGUGCCAAUUGUAUCAGUUAUACUUUUAGUCCUUAUCAUUUGCUUGCUUAGAAAGCAUGGGGCUACCAGUGAAAAAGCUUUGGUUUUGAUGCUCGUGUAUAAAGGGACUCUGGCCAAUGGGAUAGACAUCGCAGUCAAAGUACUAAAUCUCCAUAUCGAAGGUGCUCUAAAAAGUUUUGAUGCAGAAUGCGACGCUUUUCGUAUGAUUCGGCACCGCAAUCUUGUCAAGGUGAUCAGCACCUGCACGAACGCCAAUCUGAGAGCUCUGGUGCUGCAAUACGUGCCUUGUGGGAGUUUGGAGAAAUGGUUGUACUCCAACAACUACAACUUGGAUCUCCUUCAGCGAGUGAAGAUAAUGGCUAACGUUGCAACGGCGAUCGAGUAUCUCCACCACGGCCAACCAGAGCCCAUUGUGCACUGCGAUCUAAAGCCUAGCAAUAUUCUUCUAAACAAGGACUUGGUCGCACAAGUCUGCGACUUUGGAAUUGCCAAGAUUUUGGCUGAGAACAAGCUUGAAACACAAACCCGAACUCUCGGCACGAUUGGUUACAUUGCUCCAGAGUAUGGUUCGGAAGGGAAAGUCUCGACAAAAGGAGAUGUAUACAGUUUCGGCAUAUUGUUGUUGGAAGUGAUUACUGGGAAGAAGCCAAUCGGUGAAAUGUCCAAUGCUGAUAUCAGCUUGAGGCAAUGGGUAGGUGCAUCGAUUCCAGAGAGAGUGCUUGACAUUGUGGAUACCAAAAUCCUUCGCAUGAAACAUGAAGAUCCAACUCUUUCGAAAUUCAAUAGCAUAGUCUUAUUGAUACUAGAGUUAGGACUAGAAUGUUCAAAGGACUUGCCCGGGGAAAGAAUGGACAUGAAAACUAUCAUGGUUAAGCUCAACAAGAUCAAGUUGUCACUUCCUUGA